This is a messenger RNA of Lasiodiplodia theobromae, 450 nucleotides long. Its product is annotated as Tautomerase. The record is from RefSeq and is a predicted model, not a curated record. NCBI's taxonomy places the organism in Eukaryota, Fungi, Ascomycota, Dothideomycetes, Botryosphaeriales, Botryosphaeriaceae. The coding region runs from base 1 to 450 and encodes 149 amino acids. The transcript has a single exon.
AUGCCUCUCUGGCUGUUCUUCCACCCGCCUGGGGCCUUCACAGAUGACGAGUCCAAGCGCGCCCUUUCCGAAGACGUUACCAAGAUCUACACCUCCAUCGGCCUGCCCGCUUUCUACGUCGUCGUCCAAUUCAUCGAGCUGCCCCGCAACAAAGUUUGGGUUGGUGGCAAGCUGCCUGAGAAACCCUUCAUUCGCGUUGUGAUUGAGCACAUCGCCGUACGCCUUCCCGACGAAGACGACGCCUACAAGAGGACGACUGCCAAGGUCGACGCUACGCUCAAACCACACAUUGCAGACAAGGGCUACGACUGGGAGUACCACAUUGAUGAGACGGAUCGGAGGCUGUGGAAGAUCAACGGCUUGGCUCCUCCAGCAUGGAAGAGCGAGGCGGAACAGUUUUGGUUUCAGGAAAACAAGCCGCUCUCGUGGGAGGGAAAGUACGAAGGUUAG